CAAAAAAUAAACAUUAAAAAAAAAAAAAAAAAGGUGGAGGUGAGAAUCCUCCGCCUAAGCAGGGAAGAAUAUUUUAGCAUUGGCGUUGUUUAGAAUUGUCAGCCAGCACAUGAUGACAAUAAAAAGCAAACCAGUGGGUCUCAUUGCACUGAAGUUCCCUACGGACAGCACACCCCCUUAUUGCCUGCAUCUGGGGCAGAUGGCUCUCCUACCUCUGCCCCCAUGCCACUGCUGUGGACUAUUUAUGGAAUGGAGUGCUGAAAUGGUAUAUAAAGAUGAAAAUAAACACAUUCUUAAAAUAUGCAUCACAGAUGAAGCCCACAGACAUAAUGUCGAAUGGAAAAAAAAGCACCUAGAGGAGUUCACACUCAGUGAUGCCACUGGCAUGAGAUGUGCUGAGUGAGAUAAAGCACAUGCAGAAGUCUGUGUGGUGUGGCGCCAUUUCUGGUUCAAAACAAAACCAAACCCAAGCAAACUGAAUAAUGACAGAAGCAAAUGCACCAGAAACAUGGAUCUGAACAAUCCCAGGAUAUGUUGAAGUUUGCUAUGGUUGAGAUGAACUUUGCAAGUGUGUCCAGGAAGGUAAGUAUUCGGACAUUGUUUUUGCAGUCUCGUUUGUAACAAAGUUGGAGGCGACCAAAAUCUCCAAGAUUAGCGGAUAAGCGGAGUUGCCACCUGUAUACAAUGGAAUAUUAGACAACAGUUAAAACACGACUAAGAAGAAUCAACCAGGAUCACUCCUGAUAAUUUGAUGUUAGGUGAAAAAAAAAUUGCAGAAUAUUGUCUGUACGGUGUUCACCAAUGUAUGUAAAUGUGUGAAACAGAAAGGACUGAGGUAACCAUUCUUGAGCACCUACUAUGUUCCAGGUACCUUCCUGGACCCCCACGGCAACCCUGUGAGCUACUUACUAAUAUUGUUUUUCACAGAGCAGGGAACUGAGGCUAGUGAGGGGCAGCCCGACGGGACAGCCCACAGCUGGGAGGGAGCCCAGGGCCGGGACCCACAGGCUGGCCGCUAGAAGCUCCCUGCCAGCCAGCCCGGGACCAGCUGCCCAGGCUGGGCUCUCAGGCCCGGGCCACCAUCCGGAGCCCUGAGCCGGCGCCGGGCAGGAGGCCCUGUAACUCCAGCCGCCGCUCCCGCCCCUGCCCGCCCCUCCUUCACCUCAGCCUCCGGCUGGACUGCCCACAAUGCCUCCCAUUCAGCCCUGUCCCUGCUGCCAGGCCUGCGGGCCAGAGAGGGGGGCUCCCGCGGCAUCCAGGCCGACUGGCAGUGUGAGCCGGACGGCAUGGAGGGGACCCAGAGCGUCUCCUUGGUGCUGCUGCUUCCCCUGCUGCUGCCACCGGGCCCAGCUUGGCAUGCGGCUGCCCAACGCUGCCCACAGACGUGCGUUUGCGACAAUUCCAGGCGGCAUGUCGCCUGUCGGCACCAGAACCUCACUGAGGUGCCAAACGCCAUCCCCGAGCUGACUCAGCGGCUGGACCUCCAAGGCAACGUGCUGAAGGUGAUCCCCCCAGCUGCCUUCCAGGAGCUGCCUUACCUGACACAUCUGGACCUGCGGCACUGCCAGGUGGAGCUGGUGGCCGAGGGCGCCUUCCGCGGCCUGGGCCGCCUGCUCCUCCUCAACCUGGCCUCCAACCGCCUGAGCUCGCUGCCCCAGGAAGCCCUGGACGGGCUGGGCUCACUGCAGCGGCUGGAGCUGCAGGGGAAUAUGCUGGAGGAGCUGCGGCCGGGCACGUUCGGGGCACUGGGUGCGCUGGCCACCCUGAACCUGGCCCACAACGCCCUCGUCUACCUGCCCGCCAUGGCCUUCCAGGGGCUGACGCGUGCCCGCUGGCUGCAGCUGUCCCACAACGCCCUCAGCGUGCUGGCGCCCGAGGCCCUGGCCGGCCUGCCCGCCCUGCGCCGGCUCAGCCUGCACCACAACGAGCUGCAGGCCCUGCCGGGGGCAGCCUUGGCCCAGGCCCGCACCCUGGCCCGGCUCGAGCUGGGCCACAACCCCUUCACCUACGUGGGCGAGGAGGACGGGCUGGCGCUGCCGGGCCUCCGGGAGCUGACGCUGGACCACGGCGCCCUGCAGGCCCUGGAGCCCAGGGCCUUCGCCCGCUGCCCGCGCCUGCAUACCCUGGACCUCCGUGGGAACCAGCUGGACGCCCUGCCGCCCCUGCAGGGCCCCGGGCAGCUGCGCCGGCUGAGGCUGCAGGGGAACCCUCUGUGGUGCGGCUGCCAGGCCCGGCCGCUGCUCGAGUGGCUGGCGCGGGCGCGUGUGCGCGCGGACGGCGCGUGCAGGGGCCCCCGGCGCCUUCGAGGCGAGGCCCUGGACGCCCUGAGGCCCUCAGACCUGCGCUGCACCGGGGGCAGGGCGGAGGAGGAGGAGGAGGAAGAGCUGCUGCUGGCGGCCGCGAGGCCCCGCGCCCCCCAGGGCGCCUCCAAGGGGGACGACGGGGCGGCCGAGCCCUGCCCGCGGGCCUGCGUGUGCGUCUCCGAGUCCCGGCACAGCGGCUGCGAGGGCCGAGGCCUGCAGGCCGUGCCCCGCGGCUUCCCCGGCGACACCCAGCUCCUGGACCUGAGGCGGAACCGCUUCCCCGUGCUGCCCCGGGCGGCCUUCCCGGGCCUGGGCCGCCUGGUGUCGCUGCACCUGCAGCACUGCGGCAUCACGGAGCUGGAGGCGGGCGCCCUGGCGGGGCUGGGCAGCCUGAUCUACCUCUACCUCUCUGACAACCGGCUCUCGGGCCUCAGCGCUGCGGCCUUCGAGGGGGCUCCCCGCCUCGGCUACCUGUACCUGGAGCGCAACCGCUUCGGGCGAGUGCCGGGGGCCGCCCUGCGCGCCGUGCCCGGCCUCGUUUCCCUGCACCUGCAGAGCAACGCCGUGGACCGCCUGGAACCGGGGGACCUGGCAGGCACACAGGCCUUGCGCUGGCUCUACCUGAGCAGCAACCGCAUCGCCCAAGUGGCCCCCGGGGCAGUGGGCCCGGCUGGAGAGCUGGAGAAGCUGCACCUUGACAGGAACCAACUGCGAGAGGUGCCCACUGGGGCCUUGGAGGGGCUGCCUGCCCUCCUGGAGCUGCAGCUCUCGGGGAACCCUCUCGAAGCUCUGCCGGAUGGGGCCUUCCGGUCUGUGGGCCAGUCACUGCAGCACCUCUUCCUGAACAGCAGUGGCCUGGAGCAGAUUUCUCCCAGGGCCUUCUCGGGCCUGGGACCCCGGCUCCAGAGCCUGUACCUACAGAAGAACCAGCUGCGGGCCGUGCCCGCCCUGCCCCAUCUCAGCCAGCUGGAGCUCAUUGACCUCAGCGGCAACCCCUUCCACUGCGACUGCCAGCUGCUCCCGCUGCACAGGUGGCUCACUGGGCUGAACCUGCGUGUGGGGGCCACGUGUGCCAGCCCUCCCAGUGCCCAUGGCCAGAGGGUGAAGGCUGCGACGACUGUUUUUGAAACCUGCCCAGGCUGGGCUGCCAGGAAGGCCAAGCGGACGCCAGACACCAGGCCCAGUGCCAGGAGCAGCCCCGGGAAGGGGAGACGGUGGAGAGCAGACAAGCUCCCCCACCUCUGGCUGGGCUCAGAUGGGUUUGUGAGGAAACAACUGCACAAUUUCAUCCUGUGGGACACUGGCCUUUCCGAUAAGCCACAGAAUACCUGGACCCAACGUGUCCCUAAAAGUAAUGCCACCGUCACCGUAUUUGCCGGAUCAUCGUUGAUCCCACAGUUUCCUGACCUCCAGGGCCCAGCUCACACCUGGGACAGAGAGAGCAGGAGCGCAGGGGCCGUCGUGGCCUCCCACUGCUCGCCGGCCACGGGCUGCACCCUGCUCCGUGUCGUUCCAUCACCCGCCCGACAUUUAUGCUCACAUCCUCGAGCCCCCGGUUGUAGCCAAGUUACGCAGCACGUCAGAGAAGGGGGAGCAGGAUCUGGGUGCCCUUGUCCGUGGGAACCGCUGCUGUGUGGUGGGGGGGGCAGUGGGGGCUCUAGGGGAGAGGCCGGUCCUAAGAGGGAAAACGAGAACAGAAAAGUGGGCCCUGGGGAGACGAAGGCUCAGCCUGCCUCUGGACCUGUGUGGUGAAGACUUGGGGGGCCUGGGGUCCGUUAGAAGGUGUAUCAGUUCCCAGGGGCUGCUGUAAAAAAGUACCACACACUGGGCGGCUCAGGACAAGACAUUUUUGCCUCACUGUUCUGGAGGUUCGAAGUCUGAGAUGAGGGUGUCGCUGGUGGGGCUGUGCUCCCUCUGAAGGCUGCAGGGGAGAGCCUUCUGUGCCCCUUCCAGCCUCUGGUAGCCCCAGAUGUCUCUCGGCUUGUGGUGGCACCAUGCGGUCUCUGUCCGAGUUCAUAUGGAACCUCCCCCUGUCCCUUCAUGUCUUCCUGCCAUAUCCGAGUCCAAAUUCCCCU
Leopardus geoffroyi (Geoffroy's cat) is the source of this 4378-nucleotide messenger RNA. RefSeq names its product chondroadherin like (gene CHADL). Gene Ontology annotation, cellular component: plasma membrane. Gene Ontology annotation, molecular function: protein binding. The transcript is spliced from 6 exons. The coding region runs from base 1287 to 4055 and encodes 922 amino acids. NCBI's taxonomy places the organism in Eukaryota, Metazoa, Chordata, Mammalia, Carnivora, Felidae. The record is from RefSeq and is a predicted model, not a curated record.